AUCGGGUGGAUUAUUUUGGAUGCUCGAUGGUUGUAGCAGUAAAGACAAGCACGCAAAACAACACUGCUGGGUUACAUAUGUGACCAGGUGACACGCUUGGAAUGUGGGCAGGAUGAGCAGCACAUUCGUCACAUUAGCGGAAGUACUGGAGGCCCGAGGGGGGCCUCUGCUGGAGGAGGAGGUGUGGGCCUUGCUGCUGGCCACUGCAGCGUGUUUAGUGGAUGCUUCCGAUAAAGGUCAAAACAAUAUGUGCAAUAUCAUAAGCCCCACCUCCUUGCUGCUGUCAGCUACCGGUAGCUUAGCAUUUAAGAACUGUGGCCUAUCAGAGGAGGCGUCGACCUUCACUGCUCCAGAGAUGCUGCAGGGCCGUGCCAGCUCAACCAAACCUGCCAUAGAGAGGAUGCUAGUGUAUUCUCUGGGUAUGACUCUCUACUGGUCAGUUGAUUUUCACCUACCUCAAAAUCAGCCAGUCCAGUUGAGCGACCAUCUCAACAGCCUCCUCCUCAGCAUGUGUGAGGACGUGUCCCAUCGCAGGCAAACUAUUAGCUCCAUCCUGGAAUCCUGUGAGUGUCGUCAGAAAGCCUCAAACUUGCCACCAUCUUCCGACGUCAUCAGGCAGCUGGUGGAGGAGGUCUUCAGUGAACCCAUGGACCAUAGCUCUGACAGCAGCUUGCCUCUGAGUGGGCGGAGCCAGAUGAUCAGAGAAAGGCUUCAUGGAAGGCGAGGGCCAUUUGCAGACUUCAGUGAAGGUUGUCCAGAAAGCAGAAGAUACUCGACUGACUCAGACUCAAAAUCGGCUGUCCUUCCAGGGUGUUUACCUCAGAGAUCUUGGAAACAUCGACCAAGAAGCUCACCCACACCUUUGUACCAGUCAUCUUUAGAAAGGCUCCCGCGAGGGGCUCGUCACAGGGACAGCACCUGCAGUUGGCUCGGCCGGAGCCCCCACCACGACGUUUCUCCUAAGACACCGGGCAGGUCUCACAGUCCUUCCAUCACCUUCAGCGAGUCCUCCAUCAGCCUGAGCCAGAGGAAAGCUAAGGCUUUAGGUCCAGAAUUUAUCCGAAUGGCUGACGAACAGCAUAUUGUUCUUGAGCUUCCGGGAUCUAUUGUGUCCAGAAAGGGCCGCUUGUGUUCGUCUCAGAGAGAAGUGACGGUGGUGCUGCCGAGCGGACAGUACGUGGUGGUCCGUUGCGAUACCAAGUCCCGUGCGAGAGAUGUGUUUGACAUGGUGGUUGCUCACGCUAACCUAGUGGAGCACUUCUACUUCGGUCUUGCCUUUCUUGACGAUGAUGAAUAUUUUUUUCUGGACCAUGAAACCAAAAUCUCCAAAGUUGCACCGGAUAGUUGGAAAAAAGGGCAAAUACUUUCCUUUUUGGUGUUCCUUCGAGUCAAAUUUUUCGUGGAUGAUAUCGCCUUUGUUUUGCACAGAUUGACUCGCCACCAGUAUUAUUUGCAGAUUCGGAAGGACAUCUUAGAGGAUCGCAUGUACUGCAACGAGGAGACUGGCUUGUUUCUGGCUGCCCUUGCCCUGCAGGCUGAAUUCGGAGAUUACAUGCCAGAGUUGUAUGGAAAGAGUUACUACCAGCCAGAGCACUAUGUGUCAAAGAGAAUGCUUGAGAAGCUGGCUUUGCCCAACGUGAAGGAUGAGCUGCCAAGACUACAUGCCAGGCAUGCUCCGAUGGGACCUGAAGAGGCUGAAACGGAGUAUCUCAAAAUUGCCCAGCAACUACCAGAAUACGGGGUUAUGUUCCACCGCGUGGGCAGAGAAAAAAGGCCUUUGAUUAGUGAAUUGGUUUUGGGAGUCUGUGCCAAAGGAAUCAUUGUGUACGAGAUGAAGAAUCAGGUCCGGAGCGUGACCAGACGCUUUCUGUGGAGGGAAACAGACUCGAUUUCCACUGGGCGCCGCAAACUGAUCAUCGAAUGUGGCGGACCAAGCGGUAAAAAGCACAGUUUCAUAACGGAGAGCUCAAAAAUAGCACAAUACCUCCUCAACCUCUGCUCCGCACAGCACAAGUUUCACAGCGAGAUGACAUCACGACAACUCAACCACAGUAUAAUGCCAGAUGAAAACAUGUCAGUCUAUGCGGAUCGUAACCUGAACCUGAAGCGGAUCUCAUGCUCUGAGGGCAUGCUGAACCACGUGGGUUUAGCCCCGGGUCAACCGGAUCCGCUGUCCAAAUCUUGCGAGGACCUGAGCGCCAAGCUGGAGGCUCGACUCCGCCACCGGAGAGAGAUGAGGCGGGAGAUGAGCAGGGAGCUGAACAAGGAACCUCCGGAAACGGGAGAACUCAGGGAUUUGAAAGAGCGUCCCUACUGGAAUACGCCAGAGUCAAUGCCAAGAAUGAUGUCCAGUGUCUCACUGCAGAAAGACUCGGAUACUUCUUCUUCUAUACGAGUUGACACACCCACUAGGUCUCCACCAGAAAGAGAAAUCAUCUGCGUAAGCCUCAAGAAGGAUCCCAAACUUGGCUUUGGUUUUGUGAUUGUCGGCGAGGACAAUACAGGUAAACUCGACCUUGGUAUUUUCAUUGCUUCCAUUGUACCAGAUGGACCUGCGGACAAAGAUGGACGGAUUAAACCAGGUGGGCGUCUAAUUUCCCUAAAUAAGACAAGUCUGGAAGGCGUGACAUUCAGCGAUGCAGCCGCCAUCUUACAGAGUAGUCCUGAAGAAGUGGAGCUGAUUGUGUCCCAGCCCAAACAGUCUCUGAAAGACAGCAAGAACUCCCUUUGCCAGAGCACACUGGGCUUGGCAUUUGGCUCUCAGACUACCUUAAGUGGCACCGAAUAUCGACACGCCAUGGAUGAAUUAGAGGAGGCCAUCACUCUGUCCAGCAUGGCCACGCCCAAGCAAAACAGGAAGUUUCACAUACCUGUGGUGCGAAUACAUGACCCACAGGACAUGUGUUCUAGGUCUCCCUCUAUCGUAAGUCUAAAAACUGGAGAAAGGUUUAUAGUGGAGCUUAAGAAGAGCGGCGGGAGUCUUGGGAUUAGUGUUGCUGGAGGAAUCAACACAAGUGUGAGGUAUGGCGGCAUCUACAUCAAGAGCCUGGUAGUUGGAGGUGCUGCUGAGCAGGAUGGACGCAUUCAAAUUGGUGACAGACUGCUGGAGGUUGACGGCUACAACCUGAGGGCCGUGACACACCGACAUGCUGUCGAGUGCCUGAAGCGGACUGAGGAGGGGGUGAACCUGCUCCUGGAGCGGGAACCAAAAGUCAUCUUGGAGCCCAGACCCGACUCGCCCCUCUCACCCUCCAUCCACAACGCAUCACAAUCUCAGCCCCCCAGGAACGAGGUCUCCUUGGGAACAACCUUGAGUGGACGAGCCAAGGACUACAGCUUUGUGACUGAUGAAAACACGCAUGAAGUGAUCCUGAAGAAAAAUUUGUCAGGUCUAGGCUUCAGUUUUAACAUUUCCCAACUCAACUCGGGGCAAGACCGUGGCAGCGUGGUCCGUAUCAAGCGUCUCUUCCCGGGUCAGCCGGCCCAUGAGAGUGGUCUCCUACAAGAAGGGGACAUCAUUCUGUCUGUCAACAAAGAGCCCGUCAAGGACCUUUCCUACCAGAGGGUUUUGUUCCUGCUACGAGGAGCCUCUUCUGAGGUUCAUCUCCUGAUCUGUCGACCCGGCUCAGGAGUGCUGUAUGAUGCUGAUGACAAAACACUGAGUCCUGCACCCACCAGGGACCACCGAUCCCGUUCUCUGGACAUCCGUCUCGGGGACGACUACAGUCAGCUUCUUAAGUUUCAAUUUGAUGUCAACAUACCUGCUCCAGCUCCCGCCCUCGAGGAGGAGUUUGCCGACACAGCGGAGAAAAGUCCAGAGCCUCCAGCAGUUCCAAGAUUAUUUGAAGGACAAGAGAGGGAGGUGCAAGGCGAACAGAAGCCUCCAUCUUCACCGCGGGCGGGGUCACCUCCCGUACCAUCUUCUCCCACAUCGCCUCCCACCCCAAUCUCGCCGGCCUCACCCGCUUCUCCCACAUCACCCGUCGCAUCUCCAGUCUGCUUUCGACCAGCUCAUCAAGAGUUGCAGGUGACUGUCGAGAAAGCAGAAGAACAACAGGAAGUCGAAACAAAAGCCGCAAACGAGGAUGGGGAGGAGGCCGUUGCUGCAAAUUCAACCAUGAUAUUUGACGUCUUCCCGAAGACCACUUCAAACUCCGUGUAUGCCAGUGGUGUUCGAGAGGAGGCGGAUGGAAGUGUGACCUACUGCCUUGUGGGAAACGGACUGACCAUAAUGGCGGAUGAGGAGUAUUUGACUAUCAGUUCCACUCUGGAGCCUCAACCAAGUUUUCAGUCCAAUCAGGCCACUCAAACGCCAUCAUCAAACCUCACAAGCCUCAGCUCGCAAACCCAGACCACUUCAUCGAGUUUUUCUCAGACUUCCAACACUCUGUGUGGUCCAUCACAGACCAUGAACACUCCAAGUUUCCCUCCGACUUCUGUCACUCCAACUCAUCUCUCUCAGACUUCUAACAAUCCAUCUGUUACGUUGCCUAGUUUCAGCUCACAGAACCCAAAUACUACCAUGUCGCCUCUUAACUUCUCAUCCGACACCCUGACCACUUGUGCCCUGGCACACCCGUCUCAACCCCUCACGACACAGCCGUCCAAAUCCAAGCAGCACUCGCUGCAGCAGGGACAGCAGCUUCCACUGCAAUGCAAAGCCCUCCCGACAAACAUCAAGCCGGCGACUGCGGGGCUCCCUCAAAAUCCUUCACCUCCGCCGCCAAGCCCCAUCACGACCCAGAUAAUCUCAUCAACGCCUCUUUGUGUCAACGCACCCGCUCCCAUCUUUCCACCUACAAUAGUACCUCAACCCGUCCAGAGUCAUGCACAGCCGAGAGAAGAACCGGAGCAGAGAGAAUUCAAAGAUGAGGAGGACGAUGAAGAGGAUGAAGAAGAGAGUAGGCGAAAGGGAUUUGUAAAAGAAUUUGAGUUGACGGUCCUUUUGACCAAGUCCAGGAGUGGAAGCUUUGGCUUCACCAUCACCCGAAGCAAACUGGACAACUGCUACUACAUCCAAGAAAUACUGGACAACCCAGCAAAGGCAGAUGGUCGCCUCAGAGCUGGAGACCGACUUAUCACGGUAAAUGGACACGAUGUUACCAACGUGGCAGAUGAAGUUGCCAUGACAAUUCUCAGGUCCUCUCCCAGGAGACUCAGUAUGACCCUGGGCAGGGCUGUUACCAACCUGGUAGUAGCCCCUACUUGUGAUAGCCUCCCUGAUAUUGUCCUCUACAAGACAGCUUCAGGACAGCUCGGCAUUAAACUGACUGGUGGAAUUGGAAGCAAAUGGCAGGGCAUUUAUUGUCUUGAGGUGGUGCCAGGCUCUCCUGCCAGCGAGGAAGGCACCGUGCAACCCAACGACAAGAUCCUCUACAUCUGCGGCAGGUGCACUCUGGGAAUGACCUUGGAUGAUGCUGUCAAAGCAUGCGAGAUCGCCCCACGUAAAGUCAAGCUCAAAAUCCUGAGAGAUGACCAGCCAGUGACGCCCAAGGCCAAAUGGAAUGGUCUGUUUGAUUGGAAAAAGGACAGGAAGUUCUUUGCUCGUUUUGAAGAGCCUAUCUCUCCUGAUAAAGAAUCACCUCCGGAAGAUGUUGAAGUUGUCAGUAGGACUCUUAGCAACUUCAGAUGUCUGUCUGUGGCUGAACAGCAGGAUAGUUGCAUUAUGCAGGUAGAGUUUAGCAAACCAGAAGGAGGCGGUCUUGGUUUUGCUCUGGUUGGUGGGACUAAUGGCAGCAUGCUCAGGGUGAAAGAAAUCUGUUCCGGUGGAGUAGCUGAGCAAGAUGGCAGGUUAAGAGUUGGAGAUAUUCUUCUGGAGGUGAACGGUGUCAUUGUGUCGGGGCUGAGCCACAGUAAGGUGGUGGAUAUUCUGCGUAAAGCGGAGGGCACCGUGCAGCUCACCAUCUGCAGGGACAUCCUAACCUAUUCCGAAUCACCGACACCACCCAACAUGGCCACGGGGGCCGAGGCUGUCCUAGCUGAGCAGCCAGCUCCAGUUACCACCUCAGAUGCCUCUUCCUCACCUGACGCCAUGACAAAUAAGCCAGUGGAGCGCCCCCCUGAGCCAAUUUCAGAGUGUGUCUUUAACGAGUGUGGUGUUUUAGUCACGACGCCACCUCCUCCUCCACGACAGCUGACUGUGGUAAUGGAUGAAACGCCAAUUAUUGAGGAGAGCUGUGACAGCACGCCUUCUCAUCAAGCUUGCUGCCCAUCACUGAAUGUCACUGAAAUGUUGCAUGGAGCUUCGGACAGGAAACACACUGUGAGCAAACUGUUGGACCGGUCGUGCAAAGGCAUCCGGAAACCAGAGUCCGAUGGCUGGAGCAGCGAAGAGGAAGAUGACAAUGUGUUUGAUGCAGAUGCUCACCAAAACAGCUCACCACAGAUAGGCCCGCCCAUAGUAUCAGAGGAGGAACUGUCCAGUUUAGCCCUCAUUAACCUAUCUGGAAGCAGCCCGUAUUCUGGCUCCAGGGUCAAAGCCAUCAUCCAGAUUCUACAGCAUCAAUUAGACCAGCAGGAACUGGUCAAAGAAUUCAUGGCUCUGGAGCACCUAAAGCCUUCUGAUGACUGUGUGGUGGGAAAAGCCCCUGAGCACAGAGACAAGAACCGCUACAGAGACAUCUUGCCCUAUGACAAAACUCGCGUCACCCUCGGGGAGAAGUGCGACUACAUCAACGCCAGCCACAUCCGCAUGCAAGCGGGAGGUGAGGAGCUUUCCUACAUUUCCUGCCAAGGACCGCUACCCUCUACGGUGGCUGCCUUCUGGCAAAUGAUCUGGGAAAGCAAAUCGGACGUGAUUGCCAUGAUGACCCAAGAAGUGGAACGAGGACGGGUAAAAUGUCACAAGUAUUGGCCCGAGAAGCCCAAUGAGCCCCUGGACAUGGGCAAGUAUCACGUCCACCUGGUGAACCAACAGUUCUUGGAAUAUUUCCAUAUUAAGGUCAUCCACAUGGUGGAAGCAGAGACAUCCGAGACCCACACUGUCCAUCACCUAAAAUUCACGCACUGGCCCGAUCACGGCGUUCCGCACUACUCGGAGCAACUGCUUCGCUUCAUCUGCUACCUACGUUCGGUGCACCACCAGGGGCCCAUCACGGUCCACUGCAGCGCCGGCAUCGGACGCUCGGGUGUCCUCAUCUGCACCGAUAUUAUCCUCAGCCUCGUCGAGAGGGAUUUGCCUAUUAACGUGAGCAACAUCGUAAAGGAGAUGAGACUUCAGCGGCACGGCAUGAUUCAGACCAAGGAACAGUACCUCUUCUGCUACAAAGUUUGGUUGGAGGUUUUACAGGGCAUUUUACAGCUCCAUGGCACCAAGUGGCAACCAGAAAGUCCCCAGGACCACAAAAUAGUUUGAAUGGUUGUAUUUUGUUUCAAUCUCUGAAGGGAAUUCUUACGUAUUUCAGGCUUAGUGAUUCGCCUUAUGCCUCUCUGAUUGCGUUCAAUGUGAGUUUCUCUGUGGCAUCUCAUUUCCAAAUUGCCAUCGUAAAGAGUAUUAGGAACGCCAUUAAGGUUACGUCAGAUUAUUUUACCAAAGUUUAUUUAUUAUCUGAUUAACUCGAUGAAUGUGAGUUUUGAUUUCAUUAAGUGCAUUCGUACCCUGGAGAGAGCAAAAGGGCAAAACUAUGAAUUGUGUAAAUCAACAAAAGCAAUGAAAAGAAUUAAGUGCCUUGGAAUCGACCCCAGCAGCGACACUGUUGGAGAGCACUCGCGAGACCUUUGACUGAAUGUUCGCUGUUUUUGUUGUUUAAUGUGGAUGUUUGCUCGCUCAUAGCAUAUUCCCGUAAAUUCAUGCAAGUCACAUUGCAAAGAUGCUACACUUGCCCUAUUUUAUAUGAAAUCCACAAAACUGUACUUACAACCCCUGGCAGAUAGCAACAUAACGCAUUUGAAUACAUUUAUACAUUUUCAAUUCUCUCUUUUUGCUAAAGGCUUAAAUGCCCAUUGUUACAAAUGUGACAUUUGGGCUUUUUGGUUGAAUUUGUGAUAAUAGCCUCUAUCAUUGGCUAUUUUAAUACAAAGUCAGCCAUAAUGCAUAAGUGAAUGAAUGAGAGGUUUACACAAUGUACAGUGCAACUAAAUAGCUGUUGGUUUGUACCUCGAUUUUUUGAUGCUUGUAGCUGCUAUAACACGCAUACUGCACAUGCACACACACACACGCCUGUAAAUACUGUUGCGCCGCCUUUUUCCAUGUUGCUGUUCUGUAUAAACGGCAUUGACGAAGAAUGGGGGGUACAAAGUUGACCCAGCAAUUUUCUGCCUUAGGAGGUCAUGUCAGAGUGUCCCCUUUUUCACCACCCGGAA
This is a messenger RNA of Syngnathus acus (greater pipefish), 8301 nucleotides long. RefSeq names its product protein tyrosine phosphatase non-receptor type 20 (gene ptpn20). Gene Ontology annotation, molecular function: protein binding; protein tyrosine phosphatase activity. Gene Ontology annotation, cellular component: cytoskeleton. The record is from RefSeq and is a predicted model, not a curated record. The coding region runs from base 113 to 7354 and encodes 2413 amino acids. NCBI's taxonomy places the organism in Eukaryota, Metazoa, Chordata, Actinopteri, Syngnathiformes, Syngnathidae. The transcript has 47 exons. Gene Ontology annotation, biological process: protein dephosphorylation.